This is a messenger RNA of Phoenix dactylifera (date palm), 747 nucleotides long. RefSeq names its product heavy metal-associated isoprenylated plant protein 28-like. The record is from RefSeq and is a predicted model, not a curated record. Gene Ontology annotation, molecular function: metal ion binding. Lineage: Eukaryota; Viridiplantae; Streptophyta; Magnoliopsida; Arecales; Arecaceae.
AUAUUAAAUCUGUGUCAUACUCUCCCAUCUCUCCACCAUUAGGGACGCAAAGAUCACACUAUGUCCAUCUAUAUAUAGCCGCACGCAGUGCAAUGGCUUGCACAUCAAGCUUAUUGUUCCCAACCAAGAAUAGAUAGCUUUCCUCUCGUAAGAAAGUGUUAGAAAGAGAGCUGCAACGAGCAAGAUCUCAGAAGCACAAGCCAAGAUGACGAUAGUUGAGAUGUGCGUUCACAUGGACUGCUCUGGAUGCGAGAGCAAAAUAAGGAAGGCACUUCUUAAGUUGGAAGGGGUGGAUGAUGUGCACAUAGACAUGGUGCAGCAAAAGGUGACGGUCACUGGGUACGUGGACCAGAAGAAGGUGCUGAAGGCAGUGAGGAAGACGGGGAGGCGGGCGGUGCUGUGGCCCUAUCCCUACAACGUGGAGUAUCGGACCUACGCCCAGGAGUACUACCACCAGCACUACCCCCCGGCCCACCACCUAAUCUUCAACUCCAAACCACACUCCUACAACUACUAUAAGCAUGGGUACAACGAUUCUGACAUGCAUGGCUACUACCAGAACCCGACAUACUCCCACAUCGUUGACGAGAGGGCCCGGUCCAUCUUCAGUGAUGAUAACCCAAACGCCUGUUCCAUUAUGUGAAGAUAUCUUGUGAAAAUAUGAGUGUGUAUGUGUGUAUGUGUGUGUGUGUGUAUAUAUAUAUAUAUAUUAGCCGCCCGACUUGGCCGGCCGCUUACCUAGUCUUA